This is a messenger RNA of Octodon degus (degu), 1484 nucleotides long. It is a transcript of the gene Fbxo2, whose product is annotated as F-box protein 2. Bases 380 to 1282 code for a protein of 300 amino acids. Gene Ontology annotation, biological process: SCF-dependent proteasomal ubiquitin-dependent protein catabolic process; glycoprotein catabolic process. NCBI's taxonomy places the organism in Eukaryota, Metazoa, Chordata, Mammalia, Rodentia, Octodontidae. Gene Ontology annotation, molecular function: protein binding; ubiquitin protein ligase activity. The record is from RefSeq and is a predicted model, not a curated record. The transcript has 6 exons. Gene Ontology annotation, cellular component: cytoplasm; SCF ubiquitin ligase complex.
UUGUGGAGAAGCUACAGUGCACACCCGCCCCCUCCCCUGACCGUGAUGUGCAGCUCUGGGCAGUGGGGGAGGGUCCCAUCCCAGGGGCCCCUGACUGCCUCUCGGAGCUGCAGUUCUGUCAUCUAAAUGGGGCUGGGAAAUAGGGCUUCCCUCCAGGGUCACUGGGGCAAUCCAAUGAGCCUGGCACACAGCAGGUGCUCAACAACGGUGACUUCCCGGCCCUUCCUAAGGAUAGCCUUAAGGUGGCGAAGGAGGCCAGGAGAGAUCAAACAGCUGUCCAAGGUCGCGCAGCCGCGACAGAGAGGGAGAGGAGGCCGAUCCUCUUUGAUCCUAAAGCAGCCUUCCUUGUUCAGUAGCCACGGUUUUGCGAGGAGGAAUAAUGGCAGCCCGGCCCUGCUCCAUAAGCUCUUCUCCCAGCCUCCGCCGCGAGAGCGUGGCCCAGCCAGAGGAGGAGGAGGAGGCGAGCCCAGAGGAGGCCACCGAGGGCGAGCGGCCCGGGGACGAGGAGUCGGAGGAGGCCGUGUACCUGGCGGAGCUGCCCGAGGCGCUGCUGCUGCGCGUGCUGGCCCAGCUGCCCGCCGCCGAGUUGGUGCAGGCCUGCCGCCUGGUGUGCCUGCGCUGGAAGGAGCUGGUGGACGGCGCCCCCCUGUGGCUGCUCAAGUGUCAGCAGGAGGGGCUGGUGCCAGAGGGCUGCGGCGAGGAGGAGGAGCGCGAUCACUGGCAGCAGUUCUACUUCCUCAGCAAGCGGAGGCGCAACCUGCUCCGCAACCCGUGCGGGGAAGAGGACUUGGAGGGCUGGUGUGACGUGGAGCAUGGUGGGGAUGGCUGGAGGGUGGAGGAGAUGCCCGGAGACAGCGGGGUGGAAUUCCCCAAGGAUGACAGCGUCCAGAAGUACUUCGCCUCCUCUUUCGAGUGGUGUCGCAAGGCUCAGGUCAUUGACCUGCAGGCUGAGGGCUACUGGGAGGAGCUGCUGGACACCACCCAGCCGGCCAUUGUGGCGAAGGACUGGUAUUCGGGUCGCUCUGACGCCGGCUGUUUGUACGAGCUCAGCGUGAAGCUGCUGUCGGAGCACGAGGAUGUGCUGGCUGAGUUCAAUACCGGGCAGGUGGCAGUGUCCCCGGACAGCGAAGAAGGCGGCUGGACCGAAAUCUCCCACACCUUCACCGACUACGGGCCAGGCGUGCGCUUCGUUCGCUUUGAGCACGGCGGGCAGGACUCCGUCUACUGGAAGGGCUGGUUCGGGGCCCGAGUGACCAACAGUGGAGUGUGGGUGGAGCCCUGAGCAGCCCGCUGUCACCUCCCCGGCCGCGGUGGACAGGCCUUAGCGUAGUUGGUAGCACCCUUGCCUUGCCCGCUCCGGUGCCGCGCGUGCGUCGUGCGCACGGGCACAGCUUGUAGAAUGCGCGCUGCGGGGCGCGGGUUGUGCCGACCCCGCACCUUCCUGGGCAGGGACUGCCACCCGUCCGGCGCGCAAUAAAUGUUAC